UAAUGAACGCACCCAUUUAUACGUAAUUAAAAGGUGGAUACGUUAACUAUUUACUACUGACUGAUUCAUAACAAGGUGUAGUUUAGGUUAAGGAAAAACAACAAAAGAAAAAAACUAUUGAAAAAAUGAAAAUAAUAAACUAAAAGAAAAUGUAGUGAUAUCUUAAUACAAAAAUUGUGAUAACUGACAAGAAUCUCAUCAUUCAAAAUGAAAAUAUUAUUUAUAGUUUUUAUGUUUAUUAAAUAUUUAGAAGCCGACGAAGAAAAUAUUGUUUCGAGUAACUUGCAAUGUUAUAAAAAUUUUCGUACAAAAGAUGGUUCGAAUCAAUAUAUUGUAAAUUUUUUAAAUCCAGUUACUGUCGAUACAUGCACAAAGGAAUGUUUCAAUCGUUACUACAGGUUCAUUGCGUUACGUCACGAUAUAUGUUAUUGUAUGAAUAAUUAUGAAGGUGAAGAAAAAUUUAUUGCCGAUUGUAACUACAAAUGUAAGGGAAAUCCGUCACAGAUUUGUGGGGGUUACGAUGAAUCGAUAUUUGCCAUAUAUCCAACAGAUCUUAAAGUACCGGAUGCUCCACAAAAUGUUCAAAUACAAAACGUAACAGAAAAAACGAUCUCAUUAAAAUGGCAACCGCCCGAAUAUAAACAACAUGUAACGGGCUAUGUAUUAACUGCGCAUGCAUUACAUACAUAUUCAAGUAGUGUUUUAAAUGCGCUAGAAUGGAAAAUUUACAACAAUACACUUUCAUACACAAUGUUUAACUUACAUCCGGCCACAACUUAUAAUAUCACGUUACAAGCCCUAUCAGCGGAUGGUUUAGGAAGGCCUGCAUCGAUUGUAGCGACCACGGUGAUUGGUAUCCCAGAUCCGGCACCAAUUACACCACAAAUAGUGAAAGUGGACGAUAAACAGUUAACUGUUAGCAUUGAAGAAAUGAAAAAUGAAAAUGGACCAAUUACAGCUUAUCGGAUUGUGGUUAUUAAUGAUGCAACGAAUCAAGGUUUUACACCCGAAUAUUUAAAGUCGUAUUCGGAAGCAAUGAAAGAUGGAUUACCGUACUAUAUAACGGCUGAACUACGACCAUCGGAAUUAAGAAAGAACUUUACAAUUGGAGAUGGUCGCUAUUACAAUGGUUUUUACAACGCUCCAAUUUCAGACACAUCAAAUGUGGAUGUUGCUAUCGGGAUUGUGAGUACAAAUGGAAGUAUAUCGAAAAUGCGCUAUACUCAACCAUCUGGUAACAAAGAGGGUAUCAUUAUUUUGAAUGUUGGUAAUGGCUAUGAAAUGGAAUCGAACUUAAAUCUAGCGCUAAUUAUUGCUAUUACGUUUUUGGGGAUUUUAUUGGUUCUAUCAAUAUUUUCGUUGUAUUACUUAAAAUAUCGCAUUAAACAACAACGCCGAAGGACUGAUUGUCAGGAGUUAACGUUACAAGGGCCCAUUCUAGAAAUGGAAAAUAGUGGUUAUAUUCCCGAAGAAGAAAUCGAAAGAGUUAAUCAUUACGAUAAUUUACGUGAUAAAGUUUGGAAUAUACCAAAAAAUUUUCUGGAUAUUAAAUCGGAUCAAAUACUUGGUCAGGGAAAAUUUGGACGUGUUAUUUCUGGCACGGUUCAACGUGAUAUGAGUAGUGUGCCUGUUGCAAUUGCCAUGAUAUCUGAUCAUAACCUUCAAAAAAACGAUGCAAAACGUAUGCUGAAUCAAUUAAACAUAUUAAUUGUGGCGGGAAAUCAUGAAAAUGUGAACUCAUUAAUUGGAUUCUAUGAAAAUCCAACUACGUUAUACAUUGCAAUGGAACAUUAUGAGAAUGUUUUUAAAGAUUGGCUCUUGGAAUGUCGUCAAUAUACUGACGAUGGCACGAAAUUUACGGCGUUAACACAAAAUGAACUUAUAGCGUUCUUUAUUCAGAUCGCGAGUGGCAUGCAGCAUUUAGGCAGACAAAAGCUUGUUCAUGGACAAUUAUGCUGUCGCAACAUUUUACUGGACACAGUGAAAAUGAAUUGUAAAAUAACCGGUUUCGGUUUAUCCGAUUAUGUACGAAACGGCAAACAUUUAGACUAUAGUCGUUGGCAUGCACAUGAAUUAUUCCGUCAACGACAACCGUCUACAAAGAGUGAUGUAUGGUCUUUCGGAUGUUUAAUGUGGGAAGCAUGCGCCUUAGGUGGUACACCGUUUGUAAAUAUUCAAUCCAAAGAUGUUGGUAAUGAAAUUCGACGUGGUGCUCGUCUUCAUCAACUCAGUUACAUAACCACCGAUAUAUAUCAAGUUAUGUUAAAUUGUUGGCAAAUGGAUUCUGAUGAGCGUCCUACAUUUGAGGAAGUGAUACAAAAUUUGGAAUUUUUAUUACAUGACUGUAUCCAGCUAAUGGAUUUCAGUGUGAAUCCGGGAUUUUCGUAUGAAAAAUAUCUUCUCGAAUUAGAAACUAGUAAAUAAUUUCUAGUAAAAUAAGGUUUUACCAUCCAGUUGAUCGACAUUUACUUAGAUUUUUUAGCUUAUUAACCGCUAAAUUUUGUAAGAUGAACGAACGAGUAAGUUUGGACGAUUCAACUGGAUAUAUUAAGAUCUUAGAGGGUAUAAUAUAUUUACGCAAAAAUUGUGUUAAGCUGCCUCGAAUUAGCUUUGCUAAUUUUUAAUGUAAAUACGCCUUUCGUUUUUUUAAUAAAAUUUGAUGAUUAGAGUUAUUUUAUGGAUUUUUUUCGUUGUCAGUCUUUAUUGAUCUCCCUGUCCUAAUAAAAGAUUAUGGACAGGCCGGGAUUUAUAAAAUCGCCACAGAAAUCUUUUCGAUUGCACUAAAUAUGAGAAGUUUGAUUUGGAUCUUAUCGAAUAUGUUUCAAAUAUCGAAGAUAAAGGCGUAUUUACAACCAAAUUAUUUUAGAAAAAAUUUUUAAAGCACAAAUAAAUAAUUUUAGAAAAGCUUAGCACGCAAAUUACAGCACAAAAAAAUACUUACGCAUACCUUUACAAAUCGACAUUAAUAUAUUAAAUCCUUUAAGAAUCCGAAACAAAUGUGU
This is a messenger RNA of Chrysoperla carnea, 3002 nucleotides long. RefSeq names its product putative tyrosine-protein kinase Wsck (gene Wsck). NCBI's taxonomy places the organism in Eukaryota, Metazoa, Arthropoda, Insecta, Neuroptera, Chrysopidae. The record is from RefSeq and is a predicted model, not a curated record. The transcript is spliced from 8 exons. The coding region runs from base 208 to 2424 and encodes 738 amino acids. Gene Ontology annotation, molecular function: ATP binding; protein binding; transmembrane receptor protein tyrosine kinase activity. Gene Ontology annotation, biological process: multicellular organism development; protein phosphorylation; positive regulation of kinase activity. Gene Ontology annotation, cellular component: signaling receptor complex.